Molecule: messenger RNA, 874 nt
Organism: Castor canadensis (American beaver)
Lineage: Eukaryota; Metazoa; Chordata; Mammalia; Rodentia; Castoridae
Source: RefSeq, a predicted model, not a curated record
AUGUUAGUGAUACAUUUCCAAACAGGGAAAGAUAAUGCCACUGUUUCCUCCCCCUUUUCCUGUGCUAUUUUGAAUGCAGACAGUACUGCAGGGACACCAGCAAUAUCAACGACGACAAGUGUGGAAAUCCGCAAAAGCAGUGUUAUGACAACUGAGAUCACCUCCAAAGUGGAAAAAAGCCCCACGACAGCCAGUGGCAAUAGCUCAUGUCCUUCCACAGAGACUGAGGAAGAAAAGGCAAAAAGGCUUCUUUACUGUUCCUUAUGCAAGGUUGCUGUCAACUCCGCCUCACAGCUGGAGGCGCACAACAGUGGUACUAAGCACAAAACCAUGCUAGAAGCCCGGAAUGGAAGUGGGACUAUUAAAGCCUUUCCUCGAGCAGGAGUGAAAGGCAAAGGCCCCAUUAAUAAGGGAAACACAGGACUCCAAAACAAAACAUUUCACUGCGAAAUCUGUGAUGUGCAUGUCAACUCAGAAACACAACUGAAACAGCACAUUAGCAGUAGAAGGCACAAAGACAGAGCUGCUGGGAAGCCUCCAAAACCUAAGUACAGCCCUUACAACAAACUACAGAAAGCAGCGCAUCCACUGGGGGUAAAAUUAGUAUUUUCAAAAGAACCUUCAAAGCCAUUGGCUCCUCGAAUUCUUCCAAACCCACUCGCAGCAGCAGCUGCAGCUGCUGCCGUAGCUGUGAAUUCUCCCUUCAGUCUUCGAACUGCUCCUGCAGCCACCCUGUUCCAGACCUCUGCACUUCCUCCAGCACUGCUGCGGCCAGCUCCUGGACCCAUUCGGACCACCCACACUCCUGUGCUGUUUGCUCCUUACUGAAUUCCAAACUGGAGUCAUUGUACUGCAAUAAUUUUUCAAAAAACAA